Molecule: messenger RNA, 635 nt
Organism: Hemibagrus wyckioides
Lineage: Eukaryota; Metazoa; Chordata; Actinopteri; Siluriformes; Bagridae
Gene: mrpl14
Product: mitochondrial ribosomal protein L14
Exons: 3
Coding region: 89-514 (141 amino acids)
Biological process (GO): translation
Cellular component (GO): ribosome; mitochondrion
Molecular function (GO): structural constituent of ribosome
Source: RefSeq, a predicted model, not a curated record
AACUUUUAUUUUGAAAUAUGGAAAUAAGGGUGAAGGCAGCCGGAAGUAAAUCUACUGGAAUAGCUGCUUCACGUUGUUGAAGAUCACUAUGGCCUUCUCAUCAAUGACGCUUCCAAAGAUGUUAACAACACACUACAGGUCUUUCAGUGUUUCAACAGUUGUGACGGCCCUUCAGAAGCUGACAAGGGUACGGGUGGUAGACAACAGCAGUCUUGGAAACAGCCCCUAUCACCGUUCUCCUAGAGUCAUUCAUGUGUACACCAAGAAUGGAGUGGGCAAAGUGGGUGACACGGUCCUGUUGGCCAUUAAAGGACAGAAAAAGAAAGCACUGAUUGUGGGUCACAAGAUGCCUGGAUCAAGAAUGUCACCUAGAUUUGAUUCAAACAAUGUUGUUUUGAUCGAAGAAAAUGGGAACCCAACAGGAACGAGGAUUAAAGCUCCCAUACCUACACAUUUACGCAAACUGGAGGGUGAUUACUCCAAAUUAUUAGCUAUUGCACAACGCUUUGUGUAGGUAAUGUUAUUGACUCAUAGCUACUAUUGCUUAUUGGCACAGUGUUGAACAAAGGGAAAAAAAUGUCAUGUCUCCAAAACCUGGCAAACCAACAAAUAAAACUUAUUUAAAAAAAAUUAUU